GGUCCGCGGGGAGCUGGCGCCGCAGCGGGCCCCGCCGCGGGGGCUGCAGUCUUUGUGCCCCGGCAGCUCCCGGCUCCCGCCGCUGGGGGGCGGCCUCCUCCCCGCCGACCACGGACAAUAGCGCGAGGGGUGGGGAGCGCGCGGUCCCGGAAACUUUUCCCCUGCGCCUCGGCGGCAGCCGCCGCCGGCGUCCGGGAGCGCGCCCUUCUCUGCCCGUGGUCGGUGCGCUCGGCCGGGACCGCUGCGGCAGAACGCAACCCGGAGAAGGGGGCUCGGGGCGGCCGGCGCUCGCGGCUGCCUGCGGCUGGGGAGGCUGCGCCCAGGUCCCCAGCCCCGCGGAGUGCGCCCAGCCGCGCCAUGGAGGAGGCGCCCAGCCCCGCGCCCGCGCUCUGGGAUUGGGACUACCUGGACCGCUGUUUCGCCCGCCACCGCGUCUGCAUCUCCUUCGGCCUGUGGCUCUGCGCCUCCUCCUGCUGGAUCGCCGCCCACGCGCUGUAAUGGGGCCCGGGGUCGGGGUGGCUGCCGGGCAGGGAAAGAAGCGCCACGCCCCUGCUGCUCCCUCUUGGAAACCUAGAGGAGAGGGCGGAAAGGGGGGCUCAGUAACAGGAUCCAAUGGAACAUUGCUCUGUAGACUGAAGUGGGGUACUUCUUUCCAUAUCCUACACACAGGGAAGCUGGGCUGUGAGCCACAGGGAGGAGGCUGGGUGGUGCAGCCGAUGGGGCCCCCAGCACAACGCGAGCCCUGGUGCUGUUGUCAGCCCUUGCCCCAUUGACUCGUGGUAUGACCUUCGCAAGCUCUGGGCCUCCUGUGACUGGGGAUAAUACCUCAUAGGAUGAUGGGAGGAUUAAAUGAUUCGGCUUCUCUAUCUGAGAUGUGCAAAGAAAUCCAGACAGGACCAGUCACCACUGUGUGCUGCGUGCUGCCUCCUGACCAGUCUGUGCGACACCGUGGGGGCUAUUCUGGCCAGACAGCUCACAAUCCAGGUCUUCACAGGUGCCUACCUCGCAGCUAUUGACUUAAUGAACUUCAUGUUCACUCUCUUCCCAGUCUGUGGGUCCAGAUUCCAGUCUAAUUCAGAUUGGGAAGCCCGAGAGAGGAAGAGGAGGCGGCAGCUCGGGGCCGGCGUGUUUGCCCUGGCCCUGCCGCUGAGCCUGGGUCCGUGCUGGGCUCUCUGGGUUGCUGUCCCGAAGGAUUCAACCACCAUCCGGGGGCCGCAGCGGAGGCUGCUGGCGAACCUGCUGCAGGAAAACCCUGAGAUCCUCGGCUACCUGCUGGGUGGCAUUGCUGCCUUCGGCUCCUGGGCUUCUCGGAUCCCCCCUCUCUCCAGAAUUUGCCGGGGGAAGACAUUUCCCUCCAUCCACCUGUGGGCCCGGCUUCUGUCGGCCCUGGCUGGCCUCCUCUAUGCCUCGGCCAUUGUGGCCCACGACCGGCAGCCUGAGUACCUCCUGCGAGCCACACCCUGGUUCCUGACCUCCCUGGGCCGCGCUGCACUGGACCUCGCUAUUAUUUUCCUUUCGUGUGUGAUGAAGAGCAAGAUGAGACAGGCCUUGGGAUUUGCCACUGAAGCCAGAGAGAGCCCCGACAGCCAAGCCCUUCUGACCUGUGCAGAGAAAGAGGAAGAGGAGCAGGAGGCGAGGAACGAGCACAAGAAUUCUGAUUGGGUGCCUCUCACCACACUGUCACACUGCAAGUCACUCAGGACAAUGACAGCAAUCAGUCGAUACAUGGAGCUGAGCAUCGAGCCUGUGCAGCAGGCAGGUUGCAGUGCUACCAGGCUGCCGGGUGAUGGACAGACGAGCACUGGAGAUGUGUCUCGGCAGGAUCCCCCGUCAUACCCUCCCGUUCAGGUCAUCCGGGUCCGAGUGUCUUCCAGCAGCUCCUCUGAGGUCCCCUCCAUCAACUCUGACCUGGAGCAGAAGUAUUGGGAGGCCCUAAACUCGGAGCAGGUCCUAGAAACACAGGCCUGGGUGACUCGUCCUUACCCGUUUGUCCUCGUUUGUGCCUGGAUCAUGAGAAACGGGAUUGGAGCUGUUGUUUGGGGGGUCCAACAGAUGAGAAGCAUCCGUGCCACCCGGGUACCCUUUGUAUCUUGUCUCCACAGUGGGACCCUGAGGAUGUGAACCUUGAAGGGAGCAAAGACAACGUGGAGAUACUCGGAUCCCAGGUGCACUGGGACUCUGUGAGGAC
Molecule: messenger RNA, 2188 nt
Organism: Saimiri boliviensis boliviensis (Bolivian squirrel monkey)
Lineage: Eukaryota; Metazoa; Chordata; Mammalia; Primates; Cebidae
Source: RefSeq, a predicted model, not a curated record